This is a messenger RNA of Glycine soja, 754 nucleotides long. RefSeq names its product acyl-coenzyme A thioesterase 13. The transcript is spliced from 3 exons. The record is from RefSeq and is a predicted model, not a curated record. Bases 210 to 689 code for a protein of 159 amino acids. NCBI's taxonomy places the organism in Eukaryota, Viridiplantae, Streptophyta, Magnoliopsida, Fabales, Fabaceae. Gene Ontology annotation, molecular function: fatty acyl-CoA hydrolase activity.
AGAAAUUAACAGGAACAAUUUUACCAUUUUCAAAAAAUAUUGGGUGCACCAACAAUAAUGAUGGCUGCACCUAGCAACACUCAAGAAGUUAAACAAUGUAAAAGCCCAUUAGGCUCAAGUGAACUCACGAUCCAGAUAGCAACCAGCAACAAACAACCCCUAUAGAUCGUCUUCGUCUUGGUGGGUUGGAAAAAGGCAAGACAAAGAGGAUGGAGAAGGUGAGAGAGAUGCUGAGACUAACGCAGCAAGAAUCGGUCGCUAUGUCACGACUCAACUCUGUUCCUUCCCUCAGAGCCGGCGAUAACUCCUCCUUCUACGAACACUUCAUCCUCUCUGGCAUCCGAGUUGACCGAGUCCAACCCGGUCUCGUCUCCUGCACUUUCAAAGUCCCCUCGCGCCUCGCUGACAGGAGUGGGAAGUUGGCGAGUGGAGCAAUUGCGAAUCUGGUGGACGAGGUUGGAGGUGCUGUCAUCCAUGAAGAGGGUCUCCCCAUGAAUGUUUCCGUUGACAUGUCUAUUUCUUUUCUCUCAUCUGUGAGAGUUGGCGAUGAACUAGAAAUUACUUCUAGGUUGUUAGGAAGGAAAGGAGGUUAUUCUGGGACUAUUGUUCUUCUUAAAAACAAAGCAACUGGAGAAUUGAUAGCGGAAGGUCGUCAUUCACUAUUUGGUAGACAUAACAGCAAAAUGUAAUUCGAUAUGGUAGAUAAGAUGUGUAUGAAAUAUAUAUGUAAAUAAAUGAAGGUUUUUUUGGGAAA